This is a messenger RNA of Tachyglossus aculeatus (Australian echidna), 7259 nucleotides long. Its product is annotated as platelet-derived growth factor receptor alpha-like. The record is from RefSeq and is a predicted model, not a curated record. Gene Ontology annotation, biological process: positive regulation of kinase activity; multicellular organism development; cell surface receptor protein tyrosine kinase signaling pathway. Gene Ontology annotation, cellular component: signaling receptor complex. NCBI's taxonomy places the organism in Eukaryota, Metazoa, Chordata, Mammalia, Monotremata, Tachyglossidae. Gene Ontology annotation, molecular function: platelet-derived growth factor binding; platelet-derived growth factor alpha-receptor activity; ATP binding.
UAAGCGCUGACUGGGGAAGUACGAGUCGGAAACCUAGACAGACAGACAGACGGUCCCUACCCCCCGGAGCCCGCGGCCCAGGGCGGGCGGCAGAAUCCAACCUCAGCUCGCCCAAGAGAAAAGUGAAGGUUGCCGUAUUUGUACAUUCGUCACACCUGGAGAACCUCAUGUGUUCUUAAGGAAGGAUAAGGCCUUUACUUUUGACUACGUGUUUGACAAUGAAUCACAGCGAGAACAAAUCUAUGCCCAGUGCAUAGAAAAACUCAUCGAAGGUUGUUUUGAGGGAUAUAAUGCUUCCGUUUGUGCCCAUGGACAAACAGGUACUGGCAAAACCUACACCAUGGGGACAGGAUUUGAUGUCUAUAUCACUGAAGAAGAGCAGGGUAUUAUCUCAUGGGCUUUUAAACAUCAUUCUAAGUGUAUCCAGAAGCAAGCCGUUAUUAAGAAUGGGCUCCCGCCUCCAGAUCUCAAAGUGAAUUCCCAGUUCUUAGAGGAAAAUGUGACUGAUAACAAGAUCAUAUCUGAAUCACCUCCGAUGAAUGAAUUUGAAACCCUCACUGACAAAUUCCACUUUGUUGGACUUCCAGGAUCAGAGAGAUUAAAAUGAACAGGAGCUACCGGAGAGAGCAACAAAGAAGGAAUUUCUAUCAACUGUGGACUUGAAAGAUCAAAAAUUGUUUUACUAGGCUAUCAUUGGCACUUCGCAAUGUAUUAAGUACCCUGGGAGAUAAGAGUAAAGAGGCCAUUCAUGUACCCUAUCAGGAUUCCAAACUAACAAGGACCCCCUGGGGGAAAACAGCUAAUUACCAGGCAGACUUAGCCAACAUUACUUGUGAAAUUGCGAUAAACUCAAAGCUGAUCGAUGGACUCAAAAACAGUCAGCGAAGGCUGCAGACCCCGAAGAAGCAGUAUGAAGAGAAAGUAAUGAUGCUGUAGCGUAAAAGUCGGGAUACUCGGCUCGAAAGAAAUCAAGUGCUUCAGAAUUUAGGCCUGGUGGAAUCUUGUUCAGAAGAGAAAGCCAAAAAAGUUAAAUCUGAAUAUAAGAAGCCGCAGACCAUGAGUAACUCCAGACUGCUCAGAAAGAGCAUGCACGUGUGCUGAAGUCAAACUCAAUAUGAAAGACAGCUGAAGAAAUUGCAGCAGGAUGCGACAGAAAUGAAAAAGGCAAAGGUAUGCGUAAUGAAACAGAUGAAAGAAGAACAAGAUGACAGAAUCUCGAAGAAACCGAGAGAUUGCGCAGCUUAAAGAAGACCAACAGAAAUGAGACGUAACAGCCCUUCGGCCGCAAGUAAGACCCAUGUCUGAUAGAGUAGCGGGGUAGGUUAGUCGAAAACCGAGUGCCCCUGAUUCUCCUGAUCAAGACCCGAGUUCCACUGUAGCUGCCGGAGACCUUGAUUCGACUAAGGCUAACAGAAAAUGAGAAUUCCCGUUGCAAGAGUGCAAGCACUGCCAGCAACUGCAGCCAGUGGAACCAGGAAGAAAUACCUGAAAAGGGGAAUGACCCGUCGAGCGCUCACGUCAAAAACUGCCCGGAUGAAGUGGCAACGACUUGAACGUAGGGUCACAGAGAAUGACAACUUCCGUAACGUGAAGAACUCCCAGAAAGAAGAGAGAAACUUUCAGAAAGAAGGGAGCCGGCCAUCAAAGAGAAUGGAGAUGGGGAUAAAAAUGUACAUAGCAUUAAUGAGGAGACGGAAUCACCAACUGCAAACAUCGAUUACAUCAAUGAUAGUGUUUCUGACUGUCAAGCCAAUAUCUUGCAGAUGGAGGAAGCAAAGUUCUCCAUCAACUAUGGGUCCUUUCCCAUGGACGUUCCUGGUCUUGGGGUAUCUGCUGUCAAGUCUGCGAUGCGGAGCCUUCCAGUCCCUGGUUCCCGCCAUGACGCCGAACGAGGAGAAGCUGGUGUUACCCCUGAAAAGGUCUUUCUCCCUGUGGUGCACCGGGGACAGCGAGAUCAGCUGGCGGUUCCCCACGCUGGAUGCCGAGAGCUCCGGCGUGUCCAUCCGCGGUGAGAAGAACAACUGCAGCAACUUCCUGUCCGUGCUGGAGGUGGCCAACGCCUCGGCCGUGCACACAGGCCUCUACACCUGUUACUACAACGACACGCAGGCCCAGGGGACCGGGAUCAUAGGCCGGAAUAUCUACAUCUACGUGCCUGACCCUGACGUCACCUUUGUGCCCUCCGUCAUGGUCGACCACUUCAUCAUCGUGGAGGAAGGCAAUUCCACCGUGAUCCACUGUUGCCCCACCGACCCACAGGCGCAGGUGACACACGCCAGCGAUGGCAAGGAGGUCUCUUCCACCUACGACCGACGCAGAGGCUUCCUGGGUCACUUCACCACGGGGUCCUACACGUGUGAGACGACCAUCCGUGGCAGGAAGUUCCAGACCCCCGAGUUUAACAUCCACACCUUGCGAGUCUCGCAGGAGAUCGUCUUGGAGAUGGAGGCCCCGAAGACGGUAUAAAAGACAGGCGAAACCAUCGUGGUCACCUGUUCCAUCCUGGACAUCGAGCUGGUCGAUUUCCAGUGGAACUAACCGGGUGAGGCGAGGGACAAGGGUGUCGUCAAGAUGGACAAGAUUACGGUCCCGUCCGUCAAGCUGGUGUUCACCCUCACGGUCCCCAAUGCCACGGCCAAGGACUGCGGCAGUUACGAGUGUGCCGUCGGCCACGUCACCAGGGAGGUGCAGCAGACGAAGAAGGUCACCAUCGCCGUCCUAGAGAAAGGCUUCGUCUGGCUCCAGCCUGUCUCCGACCCGGUGGAGGCCGUGAACCUGCACGCGAUCUGGCAUUUUGACGUGGACCUGGAGGCCUACCCCCUGCCCAGGGUGUCCUGGCUGAAGAACAAUGAGUCGCUCACCAAGAACACGACUGGGAUCACCACUAGCGUGCAGAAGACCCAUGAGUACAGGUAUCAGAGCAGGCUGAAGCUGAUCCGUGCAAAGGAGGAAGACAGAGGGCACUACACAAUUGUGGUGCAAAAUGAGGAUGAUAUUGCGAGCUACACUUUUGAGCUGCGGGUUCACGUGCCGGCCUCCAUCUUGGAUCUGGUGGACGACCCCCACGGCUCGGAGGGUCGCCAGACCGUCCGCUGUGUCGCCGAAGGGAUCCCGCUGCCCGACAUCGACUGGCUGAUUUGCGCGGACAUUAAAAUGUGCAAAAAUGAGACCUUGUGGACCCUCCUGGCCACCAACGCAUCCGACAUCACCAUGGUGGCCCACAGGGGCGACCGGGACACGAUUGAGAGUCAGGUGACCUUCCAGCAGGUGGAGGAGACCCUGUUGGUUCGCUGCCUGGCCAAGAACCACCUCGGGGCCGUGACGCGGGAGCUGAAGCUCAAGGCCCCCGUCCUGUGCAUUGAGGUGAACCUGGUUGCUGCCGUCCUGGUGCCCCUGGUUGUGAUCGUCUCCUUCAUCAUGAUGGUCAUCAGGUGGAAACAGAGGCCGCGCUAUGUGAUCCGAUGGAGGUACGUGGAGUCCAUGAGCCGGAACCGCCGCGAGCCGUUCUGCAUGGAACCGGUGCUGCUCCCCUACGACUCGCGCUGGGAGGUUCCGAAGGACCAGCUGGUGCUCGGUCGACUCCUUGGGUCCGGAGCAUUUGGACAGGUGGUUGAAGGCACUGCAAAUGGACUGAGCAAGUCCCAGCCCAAGAUGAAGGUGGCUGUGAAAAUAUUAGGAUCCACGUCUCGAUACAGCGAGAGGCAGGCCCUCUUGGUGGAGCUGGACAUCAUGAUGCAUCUGGGCCCCCAUCUGAACGUUGCCAACCUCCUGGGAGCCUGCACCCAAUCAGGACCCAUCUACAUCAUCAUGGAGUACUGCCUCUAUGGCGAUCUGGGCGACUACCUGCGCAAGAACCGCAAUAGGUUCCUGGCUGUCAACUCGGAGAAGACGGAGGAAGAGCUGGGCACCUUGAGCCCCGACGACAAGAGCACCAUUAAUUACACCUGUCUCACAUCUGAAAAAAAUCGGGACGACGCGGACGUGACGCAGGAGGUCGGCACGCAGAACGUGUCCAAGUUGGAGAGGAAAGAAUCGUCCGAGCAUGUGGACUUGCAUAAAUGCCUGUGCCCCGACAAGAAGCCCAUAUCGGGACCACUGGCAAAACCUGAAGUCCUGGACCUCCUGUCAGAUGACGGUUCGGAAGGCUUUGGCGUGCUGGACCUGCUGAGCUUUUCCUACCAGGUGUCCCGCGGGAUGGAGUUCUUGGCUUCGAGAAACUGCAUCCAUCGGGACCUGGCCGCACGGAACGUCCUGCUGACCCGAGGGAAGAUCGUGAAGAUCGGCGACUUUGGGCUGGCGAGGAAUCUCAAGCAAAACUCCAGCUAUGUGUCUAAGAGCUGCAUGUUCCUGCCCGUAAAGUGGAUGGCCCCGGAGAGCAUCUUCGACAACGUGUACUACAGGCAGAGUGAUGUCUGGUCUUAUGGGGUCCUGCUGUGGGAGAUCUUUUCCGCAGGGAGCACACCCUACCCGGGCAUAACGAUCAAUGCCACAUUUUACGAGGAGAUCAAGAGCGGCUAUCGAAUGCCCAAGCCGGAACACGCCACCAGCGAGGUAUAUGACAUCAUGCUCAAGUGCUGGAACAAGGAACCCGAGAAGAGACCAUCCUUCUACGAGCUGAGCGAGACAGUGGAGGCCAUGCUGCCCAGCCACUACAAGGAGAGGUACGAAAAAAUCCAACAGGACUUCCUGAAGAGUGACCACUCGGCUGUGACCCCGAGAAGAGGUGAGAGGGUCAAGCCACACGUGGGUGACACCUGUGAGAACGAGGAGUGGGAGGACAGCUUGGACAAGCGGAGACUCAGCUGCGCCGACAGAGACUACGUCAACCCCCUAUUGGACUCCGACACCAGUGAGGAGGACGACCUCAGCGAGAGUAACGGGUACAGCUCCCCUAUGUUUGAAGACAGCAGUGCCGAGAUGGUUUCCACCAGCGGGUUCAACAUCCAGGUAGAGAACAAGACCGGCGAGGACAUUGACCCGGCGGACAAUGACGCUGACAGCAAAUCGUCGGAGCAGGUGGAGGGCAGCCUCCCACAGUCCCCCCAACCCCCCUAGUCCCGUGAUGCAUCCGUGUCCCCCCUGCCCCUCCCCAUCUUGCCGAAAACCACUUUAUUGCAAAUAAGAAGUCCCAAGAAGCCUCUGACCUAUACCAAAAGAGGUGAGUGGCCCCGACGGACCCCCGGGGCCCUGGAACUGGGCUCGCUGGGCCCAAGUGGACAUUUCUAGUGGGCACUUCUCAGCAGGGAGGAGGAGGAGAAUCUUAGCGGCAUCUGUGGCUGCCUGGAAAUGCCCCACCCUUGGUCCAAGGCCUCCCUGUCCCUUUGCUGCAGAUGCCCCCCCCCCACUGCCCCCUGUAAUUAUGUAAAUAGUUGUCCGCCCCAGGAUUCCAUCCACUGCUCUACCCACCCUGGACCGGAGAAGGGACCGCUCUGGAUACCUGUGGAGUUCUCCUCCUGGAGACCCGGGCUCAGCUCAAGAUCCAAAACCACUUGUGACAAUCCCAGGCACCAGGGCAAUAGCAUCCUCCUUUGUUAACAUUCACGGGAUGCAGAAGGCCAAUGGGAUAUUCACAGGAUGGACAGGAGCCCUCCCUGAAUGGAUUCCUGCUAGUGUUGAGCCUAGUUGAAUUAGUCAGUGUACUAACAGUGUGUAUACUACUACUACUACUACUACUACUACUGUCGUCAAUAGUUCUAUGUGUGGAGCUUGUGACACGUUGUCCUCGAGCCAAAGCACAAUCCCACACGGGGACUCAGGAGGUGCCGGGUUUUUACCAUUCGAAGCAUCGAACCGGAAGUCUUUCUGAGGGGUUGGGUCCCAUCGGGUAGCGGCCACAGCUGAGACGAGAAUGGAGCAGAGAGCAGAGCUCAUCGUCGCAGCUUCUAGCAAAAUCUGAGGAGAAAGUCCUCUGGCCGGGAGCCUAAAGCGGGGAGGCCUGAGGGGGCUGCACCUUGCAGGCACCCCCUUUUCUGUGCCCCCGUUGGGUAGGUCCCCCGAUCUGAGUGGGGCAGGGUUUCUCCUGCCCUCUGUAGUCGAUGGGGAGCACCGUAUUUGGAGGUGCCCCGAACCGGCCCAGCUGAUGCUGCCAAAAGUCCAAGCAGUGACUCCGUUCCUCUAGAGCCAUAACAACGGAGGCGGUAGGUUCCUUGGCAGCGUCAGACACCCCUCCCCGCCUAAACUGGCCCGGGUUUCACCCCAAGCCCAUGCAGCCCCGACACCUCUGUGUCCACCUCCCGCUCCAGGCCCCCAGGCCAGCCUAGACCUUGGGAAAGUGACCAGGGGCCAGAGCGGAGAAAGGAUCUCCAGCUUGGCCCUGGAUCAGGCCCGAUCGGGUCACACGACCUCUGAAGCCCAGGUACCAGCCAACCCUUGGUUUCUGUCCAUUCCCCACUGCCCUGAAGAAGCCACAUGAUUUCUCGUGGGUCCACAGGGCAGGAGGUGGGGAGGUCAGCUUUCCCUCCAAGGGGUUCCUGGGUUCAGCCCCAAAUGGGCAGCGGGAGCCUCCAGGAAGAGCCAGCUCAGCGGCCACUUUUGCAUUCCUUCUGGGCAGGCAUGCUCCAGAAGGGCCAGAAACGGCCCCCCGACGCUGCUGCUACUAUGUCCCCACCCUGGACCUUGUACGGAAGGAGCCAAGGGUGCGGAGGUCACUAAGGUUCACUCAGGACCCGGCCCGGCCCGAUGGUACCACCUGUGAAACCGAGCACAGGGCGUCUCCCCUACUGCAGCCCAAACAAUUCCUACCUCAUUCUGGCUUCCUGCCUCAUUCCAGGCCCACCCCACUCUCCGCCCCCAGGUCCAGGCUUAGUUGGGGCAGGUUCCUCGGAGGAGACCUCUAUGUCCACGCGAUUUUCGUUGUGCCCUUGGGUCGCCCCUGCCCUCCUCUCUCCAUCACGACAGUCAAAGCCCCCUCCCGCUGGGAGAUGGCUUUCCUCCUGUCCCCACCCCACAUUUCCUUAGGAACGUGGCAUAUCUGCUUGGGAAAACCACCCCGGCUUUGCCCAGAGGGCUAGUCGAUAAUGGUGAUGUUAUACAUGGGUGUGGGGUAGACAGUAAUGGUGAUGUUAUACAUCGGUGUGUGUAUAUUUAGUUCUAGAUAGGCAACUAGAAUACUGCCAAAACUUUUAUGACAAGCUGUGUCACUGCCUUUUGUUUAUAAUUUUUUUUUUUUGAACUGUGAUAGUCCCCUACAGGUACGUAUAACUGUUGCACUUUGGAAAAGUCCCAAACGACUGUUUGAGGAUAAUAAAAGUUGAAGUGUU